GGAAAAUAACAAAUAAACUCAGCAACAUCCCCGUGGAGUGAGAACGGAUGGAACAGCGAGGCAGCCGGGCAGGAGAGCAUCCUCCGGUUCCAGGCGGAGGGCAGAGUACAAGCGCCAUGGACGACCUGCUGGAUGUGGAGAACAAGCGGAUGGCCGACAGCCUGGCCAGCAAGGUCACCAGGCUGAAAUCCCUGGCUCUGGAUAUCGACAAGGACACUGAGGAACAGAACCGCUACCUGGAUGGCAUGGACUCGGAUUUCCUGAGUGUGACGGGGCUGCUGACGGGCAGUGUGAAGCGCUUCUCCACCAUGGCACGCUCCGGGCGGGACAACCGCCGCCUGCUCUGCGCCGUGUCCGUGGCCCUUAUCCUCAUCUUCUUUAUCCUCUACUACCUGGUGUCCAGGGCAGGCACCUGAGCCGGGCACCUGCAGGCCUGUCGACGCCUUCCUGGGAGGAGCCUCCGGCCAGACCUCCUCCUUCCAAGUGACUCUUCCUCCCACCAGCUCCUCGUGUCGCCCCGGCUGGGCCCAGACAGCUCUUUCAGGGCAGGAACAUUUGUCUCCAAAGGGAUCUCCGUGCCUAACAGGAUUUUGGGGCUGUGACCUCCUGCCUUGUUCGUGUGCCAUAGGCUGUUCUCAGGGGCCACUUCCCUGACACCUCCUCACCGAGCCUGGGAACUGCUGAGACGGGGCUGACACAUCCAGGGACUUGUUCAUGCUCCGAGGGUUUAUAAGCCAGCUGAACUUCAGGAGCUGUAGGGUCUAGGAUGCUGAUUUAUGGGGUUUGGGAGUGCCAGUGUGUGACUUCACAUUCCAUGUGGCUGCUCUCAGUUUCUCCCGGGACUUGCAGAACUUACCCUUGGUGUCCCUGGGCUGAAAGGAAACCUGUGCUGCUCUGGGAUGGAAUUAGCGAUGGACCUGGGCAUGGAUACUCUCAGAUCGCUGCAGGGAAGAGCUGCAAAGGAGCAGAAUUUUGGAUUAAAUCCUGGCUUGGCCCUCUUUAUCUUCCUCGGUCCAGUUAAUUUUGGUGGUUGUGGCGCCCUGGUUUUGGAGCACUCCGGGAAGAUGCUGUGCCAGUGAAGCAGAGGUUGAGGUGAGGUGGAAUUCCCCACCAGUGGGAGUCCAGGAGGGGUUUGCUGAUUUGUUUUCUGAAUUUAGAAGGUACCAGAGGAACCCCUGCCUUGCCUUGGGGGGUGUCUCUGCUUAUUUGCCUCUGUCUCCUUGUAACAACCAGGGCCCAGCCAUUCUUCCUCCUGAUUUAGUCUCUCUUCUGCCUCAUCGUGGAUGGCUGGGUGUUCCCUUUGCCUUCUCUCUCCUCCCAUCGGGAAUUCCUUUGUCCUGAAGCUAAGGCACCUGCAAAAGAAAUGUUGUUCCUUGUACUCACAAUCUGGUCACAAAACAUACCCUGGCUGGAUUAGGUGUGUUCUUUUCCACAUUCGGGAAAAAUCCUGCAGGGAAAGCAAGGAGAAAGGAGGCAGCAGGGACUUCUGGUCCUUCCUGCUUCCCUGGAGCGGUGUGGCAGCUCCAGACUCCUUCCCUUCGGGAAGAAUAGAUGGCAUCUGAUUCCUGGAGCAGGUGACUCUGGACAAAAGGCUGCUGGUGCAGCCUGGAGGAGUUUGCUUUUUGCCUUUCCUGCUGUAAAUAAAGCUGAUUUUAGACCUUCUA
Messenger RNA from Empidonax traillii (willow flycatcher), 1664 nucleotides. RefSeq names its product Bet1 golgi vesicular membrane trafficking protein like (gene BET1L). The coding region runs from base 48 to 416 and encodes 122 amino acids. Gene Ontology annotation, cellular component: SNARE complex; Golgi trans cisterna. The transcript is spliced from 4 exons. NCBI's taxonomy places the organism in Eukaryota, Metazoa, Chordata, Aves, Passeriformes, Tyrannidae. Gene Ontology annotation, molecular function: SNAP receptor activity. The record is from RefSeq and is a predicted model, not a curated record. Gene Ontology annotation, biological process: regulation of retrograde vesicle-mediated transport, Golgi to ER; retrograde transport, endosome to Golgi.